AUGCCCCUGCCGACUGGUGGACACAUUCUUUUCAUCUACGUUCUUUCCCUCCUUUUCGCCCUUGUUUCCGCCCAGGACUUGAGCGUACCAACGUCAUGGAGGAAACCAAGCACUUCUCGACCACUUUCCGAGCGGAUCUCCAUCUCUCAAGACGCUAUCAACUCCAUUCUGCCGCAACUGGACUCUGCAACUGGUGAAUUCAAUGGCAUCGGAUACUGGCAAGCGGGGAACGUUUGGACUGCGAUUGCGAAUCACGACCAUUUCGCGGGGACUGACAAGAACAAAGCUCUAGUCGUGAAUAACCUGAAUACCGCAUUCAAACUACACGCGCAUUAUGAUAAAUAUGGUACAACGACGAUGCGCUUUGGUGGGCGCAAGCAGCAUUGUCGGGCUACAGAGCCUAUAAGGACCAAAAUCUUUUGUCGCAUGCCGUUGACACUUGGAAUGAAGUCACAAACUACUGUGUCGUCUAGCGUCAUUACUAAGGCUGACGCGAACUCGAAAAAGCAGCCCAAAAAGAACUUUUCGAUCGCUGGCAGCUGUAAUGAAGCGACCAUGGCUGGCGGUGUUUUCUGGCGUACCACCACGGAUGAUCAAAGCAUCAACUCCAUCACUACCGGACUGUACAUUGCUACCUCUGCUCUUCUUGCGGAAAUUACUGGGGACUCGAAGUACACAAAAGCAGCGGUCCUAAGUGCACAGUGGAUCAAAGCGCACAACAUCAACGCUAACGGAAUUAUCCUGGACUCAGUCAACGGGCACGACUGUACUCGGUCCCCUUCGAACUGGUUGUUCACUUAUAACAGCGGUAAAUUUAUUGAAGGCCUGAGCGUUCUCGCAAGUGUUACGAAGGAUUCUCAGUGGAACAAUUUAAUGGUGCACACCGUUGCGGCGGCGGUCAAGUCAUCUACGUGGCAAGGCAGCGAUGGCAUCAUCACAGAGGGCUCCAGUCCGACGAGCAAUAAUGAUGGAGUCGGUUUUAAAUCUAUCUUCAUCCGUGGUCUCUACGAGGCUUUCUCGAGAAAUCCUCGGAACGCAAAUCUCCGUGUUCUACUUCGUAGCUAUGUUGACGUUCAGUACAACGCUCUUCUCGACCUUGCGGCGACUAAGUCAACCUAUUCCUCGAGUUGGCAUGGGCCUCCACAGUCGUUCACCACUUGGGGACAGCUUGCGUCGUUGGAUGUCCUGGGUAGUGCAAUAAGGAUUAACAGUUAG
This is a messenger RNA of Laccaria bicolor S238N-H82, 1215 nucleotides long. RefSeq names its product endo-1,6-alpha-mannosidase. The transcript has 13 exons. Gene Ontology annotation, biological process: carbohydrate metabolic process. The record is from RefSeq and is a predicted model, not a curated record. Lineage: Eukaryota; Fungi; Basidiomycota; Agaricomycetes; Agaricales; Hydnangiaceae. Bases 1 to 1215 code for a protein of 404 amino acids.